Molecule: messenger RNA, 1870 nt
Organism: Linum trigynum
Lineage: Eukaryota; Viridiplantae; Streptophyta; Magnoliopsida; Malpighiales; Linaceae
Source: the annotation of a GenBank genome assembly
AGUAAGGUCAGUCAGGUUAGUUUGUUUGGUUUGUCCGUUUGGAAUUUGGUUUGUAACCUGUACUCUCCUCAAAUUAGUGAAAUUUCUCCCCUGCUCGUGGAUUAGCUAGCACACAUUGUGUUAGUGAACCACGUUAAAUUUGUGUUCGUUCGUGUUGGUUUGGAUUAUCGAUUGCACGCUUCUGUUCUGACAAGUGGUAUCAGAGUCUGGUUGCGGUUUUGGGGAUUUGGCGCUGGACUGAAGUUUUGCUUUGUGGAGUUUGGUUGGAGUUUGUUUGAUAGUAAGAAUGGCUGCUAUCAGUAUGAAGAUUGAGAAGUUUACCGGAAGAAACAGUUUCAGUUUGUGGCAGAUCAAGAUGCAAGCACUGUUGAAACAACAGGGUUUGUGGGCUCCGUUGUCUGGAAAAUCGAAGAAGGAAAGUAUAGAUGAAGAAGAGUGGAUUACUUUGGAGGAGAAAGCUCACUCUACAAUCUUGCUUUGUUUGGCUGAUGACAUCAUCACUGAGGUUGCUACUGAAAAGACUGCUGCAGGCUUGUGGUUGAAGCUUGAAAGUCUAUACAUGACAAAGUCUUUAACUAACAAGUUGCAUAUGAAGCAACGUUUGUUCAGUUUGCGUAUGGAGGAAGGUACGUCUCUCAGAAAUCAUAUAGAUCAACUCAAUACUAUCUUGCUAGAUCUGCGGAAUAUUGAUGUUAAAAUAGAUGAUGAGGAUGCUGCCUUAAUUCUGUUAGUAUCUUUGCCACGGUCGUAUGAGAAUUUUGUGGAUUCUUUUAUUGCUGGGAAAGAUAGUUUGUCUUUGGAAGAUGUCAGAUCUGCUCUACAUACUAGGGAGGUUUGGCAUAAGGCGUAUGGUUCAUGUUCGGAAAAUCUGGCAUCUGGGUUGGCUGCUACGAGUAGUAGGAGACAACAAUCUGGUAAUAGGAAGGCGAAGACAAAUUCGAAUUCUGCUGGUUUGAAGGAUGAUAUCUGUCAUUACUGCAAGGAGAAAGGACAUUGGAAAUUUGAUUGUCCUAAACUGAAGAAAUAUCAGGAGAAGAAGGAAUCAUCUGCUGUUGUGGCGGAAGAAACUAACUCUGAUUCUGAAGAUGGUUUAGCCUUAGCAGUGAAUGAACAGGUACAUCAUCAGGAUGUGUGGUAUUUAGAUACUGCAGCUGAUUAUCAUAUGUGUCCAAGCAAGGAGUGUUUUUCAACUUAUGAGCAUAUAGAUGGAGGACAUGUUUCUAUGGCCAAUGGUGCUAUCUGUAAGAUUGUUGGAAGAGGCUCCGUCAGGAUGAGGACACAUGAUGGUUCUGUUCGCACCUUGAACAAUGUUAGGCAUAUUCCAGAGAUGACUAAGAAUCUGAUAUCUUUGAGUCUACUCGCCAGCAAGGGUUUCAGUUUCAAAGGUGAAGGUGGAGUGUUGUCUGUCUACAAGGGUUCUAAGGUGAUUUUGAAAGGUGUCAAGCGGGGUGCCUUGUAUAGUCUACAAGGUUUUGUUUUGACAUGUUCUGUUGGUGAUAAGUGCACCAAGUUGGUUCUAAAUGGCAAGUCUCAAUAUGGAUUGGACUUGCUGAAUGGUUUGAUUUGUUGACCGUCCUUAGGGGCAUCUGGAGGCGGGGGAGAUUCUGGUACAGCUGAUUUGGAGGAGUUGGGUACAUCUGGCAACUUUGGUUGCAUCUUGUGCAUUUGGUAUUAGAGAGAGAAUUCAAAUCAAGGUGGAGAUUGUUAGAAUAUGACUUGAAUUUGAUUGGUUUUGUUUUGUGUUUUAGGCAUAUUUUGUUUGGGUUUGGGAUUGAGUUUUGUUUUGACCUUUUCCUUGUAUGUUUGGGACAAGGUGUUUGGUUUUCUGUUUGGGAUUAGGAGAAGAGUUCUAUAAAUACUCUUCAUCACC